UCCUUUUACCUUUUUUAUUUAAAAUAUAUUUCAUAAAUUUAACACAUCUCCAUCAAAGCACUCCGUGACUUAAUCUAUUAUCUAAAUUGGUAUCUGUCGCGUUUCAAUUGAAGUAUUAUGGAACAUAAUAACAAAACUGAUAUACCAUAUUUUGAGGAAUCAAACAUAUUUUUAACUGAUUUUUUAAAUAGGAUUAUAAUCGAACAAGAAGCACAUGCAAAAAUUUUUCAAAUCUUGCAAAAAUGCAUUGAACGUUUAAUUUUCUUUUCCACAAAAUUAUGUAAUUUGUGCACCCAACAAUUUUAUAAAGACUGGGAAGAUGUAAAAGUGGAUUUUUCUAAAGCCAAUUAUUUAUAUCUAAACAGUAUUACUACCAGCUCAAAUUUAAAAUCACACCUAUUUAAACAAUCUCAUUCCAAUUUUAAUCUUGAUGCAAAUAAUGUGGACCUUGCUACUAACCUUAUCUCACCUUUGAAACACUCUAAACAAAUAUUAAAUUCUUCAAGUCAAAAUGAUAUGGGAAACUAUGAAAGACCCUCAGUUUUAAAAUAUAAUAAUAGUUAUUCCCAACAUAAUUUAAAUUUGUCAAAUGAAUAUGAAGAUCAUAAUAAUGAUAUUUUAGACAUUAACCAUCCAAAAGCCAUAAUCAAUACAGUCAUUUCUACUAUUAAAACAGAUGAAGCUUUAGGUCUCCAAUCAAAACAAUAUGAAGAAAUGGAAAUAUUAAAUGAAGAGAAUGAGAUUGACAAAGCCAUUACUAAUCAUCAAAAUUUACAAAUUGAUAAGUCUAUUUGCAUAGAUGAUAAAAAGAUGGACAGUGCUAUUAAUGUUUCUGACGACAAAGUCUUAUAUGUAUGGCAUUUUAAUGAUCAAGAUAUAGUUAAGAAUGAUGUUUUGCAAAUUAACAAAAACACAAUUAAAAAUAGUGAAAAUUUCCUUUUAGACGGGGUCGAUAAUAACACAAAUACCAUUGAACAAAAUUUGUUUAGAAAGUCAGAUUUUGAAAAUUCCAGAUUGUCAAUAAUUGGAAAACAUAAAAGAAAAGAUGAAAAAUGUGAAGCUAAUGACUAUAUCAAAGCAUUCAACACAAUGGAUAGUUCCAAUAAUUGCCACACUCACAUUUACUCUGAUAAUUCUGGAGAAUCAAUUCAAAUUAGCAAAGAUGAACAUCUUCAUACAAAUCCAAAUUCCGCUGGGUCAUUAUCUGUCGAUACUGAUGACAUUAUCAUAGAAAAGGAGAUAGGGAUAGGUGAUCAAGAUAUAACUAGAGAAAAUAUUUGGGCAUCAAGCCAGGCUCAAAAAGGUGGGAAUUUUUCCGAACACGAUUAUCGUCCCAAUGUUUUAAACCUUUAUAAAAACGUCGAAAACUUAAAAUCUAGCAUAAGUUCGCUAUUGCCCCCCGAAAUCCAAGAACAAAAAAGGCCAAAAAAACGGAAAAGUAGCCUCCCUAUCAAAUUCUCGCAAACGUAAAACAACUGUUUUUCUUAAAUGAUCAAUCUACCUUAAGGGUGACCCCCCUCCACCUCUUUACAUUCAAAUAUAAUUUUAAAUAAUUAUUUUUUAGGUAAUAAAAUAGGGUUUGUUAUAAUAGAUAGAAUUUAGAAACGACGAUUUGUAUAUAAUUAAAGUUUCUAAUAACUAAUUUAUUUUCCCAUCGUAUCUUAUAAUUAUUAAAUAUGAUCUCAAGGAGCCUGAUUUUUAUUACUAAUGUGGAGAAAUGCAAUAAUUUUUUUGUGAAGUUAUGUGGUCUGACUCAUAUUAGAGUAUUAAUUAUUUGACAUUUUUAUUUGUUCCACUUACACGAAUUGCAUUUUCGCCUAUUUACUUAUAAAUAAAUGUGGCGUAUUUAAAUCUUAUUAUGGUGUAUUGUAGUAUAAUAUGUAUAUGGAAAAUUCAUAUUUAUUAUUUAGUCCUAAAGUAUGACUUCUUGUAUUAUCGAUAUAUAUUUUUUGAUUUAUAAAACUUAUGAACUAUAUUAUGUUGAAAUUUUUUAAAAAUAUAAUUACUAAUAUUUGUAAAACACUCAAGACAAGUUUUUGGUCUAAAAAUAAAUCAAAUCCGCGACCAAUAGGACAUAGGUUUAUAUGCCUCGUUUUGAUUUUUAAUAAUAUAACAGAUUCUGUAAAAAAAAUUAUUUUUUAUACCCAAAAUAACAAAUGUAUAAAAUUUUUAACUAGUAAAAAUAAAAGAUAUAUGUUAGUCAACCAAAUUAAUCGACUAAUAAGGUCACUCUAGUUUUUGAUCGGGUUACUCGAGACUUUUAGACGUAGUUGGAAAAACCCGAAUAAUUAAAACGCCAACGAAUAUUCUAUAAAAUAUAGUUUACUGUCACAA
Gordionus sp. m RMFG-2023 is the source of this 2334-nucleotide messenger RNA. RefSeq lists its product as uncharacterized. The transcript is spliced from 4 exons. Bases 118 to 1470 code for a protein of 450 amino acids. NCBI's taxonomy places the organism in Eukaryota, Metazoa, Nematomorpha, Gordioida, Chordodea, Parachordodidae. The record is from RefSeq and is a predicted model, not a curated record.